UGCGUCAAUCAAGCGCGUCACGUGACCGCACUGGAAUGUCAACAAUGUGGAAGGUGGGAGGAGCUUGUACGCCACUCAAACUCCGUCGGCUCCCGGGCGCCUGUUUCAUGGAUCCCCAAGGAAACUGUUUCUGAAAACGACGACGAAUGCGGUGACAACAUGUCGCGAUGUUUUCGGCCGACGGCCGUGCAGUGUUGCUGUGCUUGAAGUGCUUGCGCGGCGGGGCCGGCCGACCGACGCUCUCGCAGGAUACCGUGCCAGCAGCUCUCGGUCCUACGUGUAAAUGAUCUGCGCCGUGGUCCUUCGGAGACCAUGUUUGGAAGUGCAGUGCCGCGCAUCGUUGUGACUAGUGCACAUUGUGGUGACGGUCGCUGCUCUGGAUUACACGUGUCCCGGUAACCACGUAGGUUCGGAGGCAAAGGUUUGGGGCCACGGAUGUUGAGCAGCCAGCUACGCAGUGAUGCCACAUUGCACUUUCAAGUAAUCGCAUGCCUCUCGGGGUGUCGCCCUUGGGGGGAGGAGGAGGAGGAGGGGGUCCCCGACCCGAUGGGCCUAGCGGGGGGGGACCUCCCUGAGAAGGGCUGAGGGGGCAUGAUGCGGCCCUGCGGCGAGCCCCCCGGCGGUGGGCCCGGGGGGGCACCGGCACACAAGGAGUACCGCCAGAAGGCGCUCCAGCAGAUUCGCAACAGCCUCAUGCCCUUCGCCCACCAGGGAAGGGACCGACGGUCGAGCGCCUCCUCCACGGCCAGCGAGUCCGGCUCGUACGCGCCGUCCGUCGCCUCCUCGGAGGACACGAGUUCUCGCAGCUCCAAGUGGAGUUCCUCCAAGGGCAUCGAGUUCGGCCAGGAGAAGGAGCCGCCGCCUCCCGCCAUGGUCAACGGGCUGUCCAGGAGCGCGCCAGGCAAGGUGGGCGGCAUGAAGGCCCUGCGCAAGGCGAGCCUGCAGGCCGACUCGGGCGUGCCGCUCUGGGAGCGCUCCAUGCUCGAGGCGACGCGCUCGGACAGUCCGGUCGGCGUGCGGCAACCGCCGCCUCCCCCGGACUUCCCGCCCAGCGAACCGCCGCCGCCACCGCCUCCCCCGCGCGGGGUCGUCGUCGGGCCGACGGCCGGCAACCCCGUGGCCGGCGUCCACCACCACCACUCGCUGCUCAAGCAGCCCCCGCGGGCGCCGUCCUCGGUGGGCGGCUACAGCAGCACCUCGUCGGGCUCUGCGGGGCCCCUCCUCAAGGGUCCCAGCCCGGUGCCCCUGAUGGGGGGCGGCCGCCUCCUGUACCCGAGCGGCGCCGCGCCGCCGCCCCCGUACCCGUGCAGCGGCGGCAGCCUAUCGUCGGCGCCGUCGUACGCCGCCUCGUCGAGCUCGGGCCGCCAGAGCCCCGCGAACACGACCGUGAGCAGCAGCUGCAGCGAGUACUCGGUGGCCUCCGGGGGCUCCAAGUCGCGCGCCCUGCCGCCUCCGCCCGCGUACACGCCGCCGCCGGCGGCGCAGUCGCCCGGUGCCGGGGUCUCGGGGCCGCCGCCGCCGCCUCGACCCCUGCAGGCGUGGUCGGCGCGGCAGGCCAAGUCCCAGUCGCCGGUCAUCAUGCAAUCCGUCAAGAGCACGCAGGUCCAGAAGCCCGUCCUCCAGACGGCCAUCGCGCCCACGGCGCCGCUCGCGCCGUACAACUACGCCGCCUCGUCGUCCUCGUCGUCGUCGGGGCCCCCGACCAUGUCCGUCGCCUCGUCGCGGAUCCACGAACCGCCGCCGUACCCGAGCCAGGUAGCCGGCGGCGGAGGCGGCGUCGCCUCCGUCACGGCCGUCCAGGCGCCGCAGCCCCAGCCCCCACCGUACGCGGCGCACAACGGCGCGCCGCCGCCCCCCUACGCGCUGCACCGGCAGGACCCGCCGCCGCCCCCGCCCGCGGCCACCGUGCCCACCACGGAGCCGCCGAGCUACGCGUCGUCCGUGGUGGCGCUGGCAGCGCAGAGGGCCGCCGCGGCGGCCGCGUACGGCUCCUCCAAGAACCCCUCGCUGCUCGGCAGCAGCGGGCGGACCACGUCGGUGGCCACCACGACGGCGUCCUCGGACCUGGUGACGACGGUGGCCAGCAUCUGCUCCUCGCAGGUGUCGGCCCUGCAAGGGGGCGCGUCCUUAGGGGCGCCGAGCGGUGGGGCGGCGCCGCGCAAGGCUUCGCCCGUGGCCACAGAUACGGCGAGCUCGGCGUCGCGCUCCGAGUCGCCCGUGUCGUUCGUGUCGGUGACGUCGGCCUCGUCGCCGUCCACCCAGUCGGACUCGACCCACGACUCAGGCCGGGGCAAGACGACCCAUCAGUCGCCCAUUCCCGUUCGACGGAACUGGCCCCUCGAGAAGGAGGAGGAGAGGCGAGCCUCCAAGGUGCGGAACUACUCUCCGGAGGCGUACAAGUUCUUCAUGGAACAGCACGUGGAGAACAUUAUGAAGAGCCAUGAGCAGAGGCAGCACAGGCGGCAGCAGCUUGAGGCCGAGAUGGCCAAGGUCGGGCUGUCGGAAGAGGCCCAGCGCCAAAUCCGGCACAUGCUAUAUCAGAAGGAGUCCAACUACAUCCGCCGCAGUCGUGCCAAGAUGGACAAGUCCAUGUUCAACCACAUCAAGCGCAUUGGAGUUGGAGCCUUUGGCGAGGUGGCCCUCGUCCGCAAGCACGACACAAACCAACUGUACGCCAUGAAGACCCUGAGCAAGGAGGAUGUGCUCAAGCGCAACCAGGUGGCACACGUCAAGGCCGAGCGGGACAUCCUGGCCGAGGCGGACAACGAGUGGGUCGUCAAGCUCUACUACUCGUUCCAGGAUGAGCGUAACCUCUACUUUGUGAUGGACUACAUCCCGGGCGGGGACCUCAUGUCCCUGCUCAUCAGGCUGGGCGUCUUCGAGGAGCACCUAGCGCGCUUCUACAUCGCCGAGCUGGUGCUGGCCCUGGAGAGCGUUCACAAGCUGGGAUUCAUCCACCGCGACAUCAAGCCCGACAACGUGCUCAUCGACCGUGACGGACACAUCAAGCUCACCGACUUUGGCCUCUGCACGGGUUUUCGGUGGACGCACAACUCCAAGUACUACCAGAAGAACGGUGAGCAUGCGCGCCAGGACUCGAUGGAGCCAGACAAGAACUGGUCGGAGGAUUGCCAGUGCGCCCGGAGCAAGCCACUGGAGCGACGGCGGAGGAGAGAACAUCAGCGGUGCUUGGCACAGUCCCUGGUGGGCACACCCAACUACAUCGCGCCUGAGGUGCUGGCGAGGCACGGUUACGGACAGUCGUGCGAUUGGUGGAGCGUUGGGGUCAUCCUGUAUGAAAUGCUGGUUGGCCAGCCACCUUUCUUAGCCAACACACCUGGUGAGACGCAGUAUAAGGUGCUCAACUGGGAGACGACACUGCAGAUCCCCAAGGUUGCCCUGCUGUCCACUGAAAGCACAGACCUAAUCCUGCGGCUCUGCUGUGGUGCAGAGCAGCGGCUUGGCCGGAACGGGGCCGACGAGAUCAAGGCGCACCCGUUCUUUGCCUCCAUAGACUUCGAGGGAGGCCUGCGCAACAAGCCGGCCCCCUACAUUCCCAACAUCCGCUACCCGGCUGACACAUCCAACUUCGACGCUGUGGAUGACAUGGUUCUCGACAAACCCCCGGCCUCAGCGCCCGAGCCCAAUGGCCGGCAUCCCGAGCAUGCCUUCUUCGAGUUCACCUUCCGACGGUUCUUCGACGACGGCGGCCAGGCGUACCCUGUCCGAGCGGGGACGGGGGCCGCCCUGGGGGUCACGGGGUCACAAACCAGUGAGGACGGUCUGGACGGACAGGGGUCUCCAGUUUACGUGUGACCAAGGCCCUGCCCUUCGUGGUCUUGAUGAUAAACUUGAGGGGCAGACAGUGUUCGAAGUUACGAUGCGCAUCGAAUAGCAGUGGUCUGGCCGUGCAUCUCAUGUUGGCAGUCAGAAAGGCAGUGCAGUAUACGAGGCCAGGCCCGAAGAUAGCACUCAACUAAGAGCCUGGUGUUUGCACAAGUGCUUGUGGUGAGCUGCUUUGCCAUUGCUGUGGCUGCUAUUGGCAUCCCAGUUCGCAACCGUCUCUGGUUGGUCUGUGUCUGCAGCUCCAUCUGCCGAGAAGAGCUGGGUGCCGGUAAGCAAUCUUUGCGAAGGUGUAGUGGAUGAGGUUCUAGGGAUGUUCUGGGAAUGGCCCAUGCAUGGGAACGACCCUGUCAAAAUGAUGCUGGUCAUCGCAACAUGCCGCAGAGAUGUCUUAUGGCCGAGGACAGGAGUAGCGCUUGUCGCUAAUGAAAGGUGGCAAAAAAUCUUCAGAUGUCUUCGAAUGUCCAGCCGGAAGAAACUCGCACUUGACACCAUUGUUAUCAGCUGACCUGCUUGGAUCACCGGCUACUCCAUCACCUCGCAGCAGACCAGCUGUCGAGAUGACAUGCUCGUUGAAUCUGCCAAAGCCAAGUGAUAGGUCCAAAGUGAUACGAGGGCCCUGCCACCGACAACCUUGCAAUGAGGCGAUGUUUUUUCACCGGCUGCGACCAAAUGAGCCCUCGUAAAGGGAUCCGGCGACAAGUGCCUUGACCAUCUGCGCCAAAAACGAACAAAAAGAAAAAUGAAUGCCUUUUGACAAAGCGCCGCCACAAGAGUCUCACCGCUGUGUUGCGUCGAAGCCUCUGUCUGUAUUUUUGAAGAGCUCUAGUUGUGGUGACUGUUUCUGUGCUGUUACUGUAUUCUUUGUUUUAGGUUUUCCUUUUUUGCUUUGGGAGCAAAGCAAAGCCAAGUCCCGGUACUUUACUAGGAGAAGAAGAGACUCUGUUUCAAUUUCGCGAGAAAGAAAGAAAAAAGGUGUACACACUCCUUGCCGUCGCGUCCCCCGUUCGAGCUGUUUCAACGGGGGCGGCUUGUUUUUGUCGCUGUGGAGACGCGCUGGACUGUGAUACGUACCAAGGCGGUGCUCGGGAAGGACACUGUCGUCUGCUGCGUGUGUGGCGUGGCUGGACAAUGUUUUUUUCUUUCCCAGUGCACGUCCCGGCAGAGGGGGGACAACAGAAGGGUGCCAGCUGGCGUCCUUAGGCGCGAUUGUUGCUUGUUGUUCUAUAACGCUAUUAUUAUUAAUUAUUAUAAUUAUUACCUCUUGUAUCAUAGCUUCCACCAGCUACCUCUCCUCUUGAGGAGUCCAAGCCCUCUGUGUUAUUUAUUUGAUCUGCAAGGAUUUUUGGAGAAGUCUGUGAGUGUCUGUCCUUUAUAUUUCCCUUUGUCAGUUUGCUCUCCCGUGUUCUGUGUGAUUGUUCGUUCUUUCUCUUCUUUUUUUUCUUUUAAAUAUCUUUCGAGGUGCGUUUGGCCUUGGUGUGUGACGACCCACAGCUCCUUGUUUCUUUGAAGGGGAGUUAAGCGGUGCAGCAGUAAAAUGUAGUCUCGAGGAUGCCACCCGGACAGAAAAUGCCAAGGCGGAGACCCAACUUUUUUUUGCACUUUCUUCUGUCGGCCAACGUAGUGCAUCUGUGUCCAAUGUUAAACAUGAACACAGCAUUUAGGGCAACACAUUGUGUGAGCAAAGUGCCUUCUCCGAAAACGUCAUUCAGUAUAGUCUAUUGUGCCUUGUUUACAUGGCAUUCUAGCCUGAACGAAACUCCCUUUCGAAAUCCAGCUUUAUCGUGUGCCUUAUGGGAGUUACCCUGCGUGGCCUGUCUGCUCACUAGUUAACAUAGCAAGCCUUUGAACGCUAUGGUCAGUUCAGCAUUUCUAGCAUUUGUUGGAGUCCCAGUCUUACAGGCUGACUGAAUAGAUCGAUUUCAUGACAGGUUUCGCUUCAUCACCGCUGCUGCAAAGAAUGUUGCUUUAGUAGUCCUUAGAGGGUUCAAGGGCAACUACGGUACAAAGCAUGUUGUGUUGGUUCCAUGAUAAGCCUGCUUGUCAUAUGAGGUCAAGAGGCAGAGAUGUGAAAAGAAAAAGAUUCGGUAGGAGAAUGCCCCGACAUUCACCUAAAAUUUCCUGAAAAAUAUCUGCAAUGUCAGUGUCCUCGGCAUUCUCUUCAUUGUUGCCUUCAACCCAAGUACUUAAUAAAGGGAAAAUGAGAAAUCCACCUUAAUGUAGCUAAGUGCUACAGAGGAAGUCCACACGGGUUUUUUGAAAGAAAACCCUCGCAGUUGAAGAAAAAUUCGUCCUGGUCCGGGACUCAAACCCGAGAGCACCGCCUUUUCAGGGCAGCCGCUCACCAUCUGAGCUAAGAAGGUGGCUAGCGGAUGGCAGGGCAAAGUCGAAUUUAUCAGCAACUCGAAGCAAAGGCUAGAGUUUGACGUAAUAGUUCUGCAGAAACCCGCAAGGUGGACAGAAGUAAUUAAUAAAGGGAAAAUGAGACAUCCACCCAAACGUAGCUAAGUGCUACAAAGGAAAUGCAUACGGGUUCCUUGAAAGAAAAAAAACAAAAGAGGAACCUGUAUGGGUUUCCUUUGUAGCACUUAGCUAUGUUUGGGUGGAUGUCUAAUUUUCCCUUUAUUAAUUACUUCUCUCCACCUUGGGGGUUUCCACAGAACUAUUAUGUCAAACCCAACUACUGUGGGAAAGUGGUGAGAGCUGCUGUUGUGGUGCUGACAAAGUCGCUGCAUAUGCAUUCUGAACGUGGUGAAAUCGGUGUUUGUUUGCCAUUAUCAUUUGACGAGAUGAGGCCAGCAUUAGAGGCAGUUUGUAGGACUCGUUACAGAUGCACACUGAGUGUGGAACAAAUUAUUUCACUUGCAGCGAUAUAUAUUUGUGGGGCAGCUAUGCCUGUGUGUUGGUCCAGUGAUUUCACGAUGUGUUUAGCUGAUAUGUUCAGUGUAGUGGGUGCACACGUUGGUGCUGGUAUGACGGUUGCUAGAUGUGCUUUAUUUUCCUGUGUGAAAAAUCAAUGACUGGCAGCUUCUCGAAUUGAUAUGUUUGGCCUGCUGUAAUCUGUGUGCCUUCUACAGUGCAACCUCUUUGUUGAGAACUCAUUGUGACCCAAAGAAAUGAACACUAUCAGUAUCUUUAGUUUAAGAGUGGCUCAACAUUUUGCCGAUUUGCAGUUCAGCUUACUCCGCCGAAAUGCAUUCAAUGAAUUCCUCUUCCAAGAAGUGCAGAGUUGUUGUUGCUUAACUUCUAAAUUAGUAUCGUGAGCACUGUAGUUAUUUUGUAGUUUUGCUAAAGUCUUGCCAGAACCACCUCAAGGCAGGCAGCAUGCAGUGAUUUGUCCCCGUUUCCCAUGCAUUUAGUGUGUCUCUAAUCACACUGUGAGCUCGGGUGAUCUGGGCUUUAUUUGUGGCCACAGGCUUGUCGUCAUUGACCAAACACAUCUUUGGUGACAUCGGUAAUGAUUUUGUUGCUUCUGUCGUCAUCUGACAGCAUCCCAGAUGAAGCUUGCACUAUGUCAUUGUGCGGGUUCCUCGAAAGUCUUGCCUUUGCCUUGCCUGGGGUCAUAUUAUGCAAGGAUUAUUUUCCCUUGAUUCUACUCAUUUCCUAUCACCCGUCAUGGCGAAGGGCCUGUAGUGAUCACUUGCUACAUCCUACUUGCAUUAAGGAGGGACACUCGUCGACAUGGCACAUUUAGGUUACCCUGUGCAAUGGCUUAGUGGCUGUGGUGCCAUGUCUGCUCAAAUCAGUGGGUCAGGGGUUCAAUUGCAGUGGCAGCAAAGAGCUGCCAUCAUGCCAUCCAAUGGCGAAGGACAAAAAGAGUGGAAAAUGUUAAGGACAGCCCCUGAAGUGAAUAAUAUGGCCCCUACCCUCUUCUUUCAGUUUUAUUGUUUCGUUAGUACAGUCAGUCACGUGCUUGCAGAAUAAUAGAAAAAUGCUCUUCUUUGCUAUAUCCCAUUCUUCACUAUAAUCGUGUGUUCGCAACACGCAGAUUCACUAUAACAAGGUCCUGUAAUUACUGUAUCUUCCAGUCUGUCAGUUGCACCUGCCCCAAAACGGCAAUUUUUCCGGAGGAAAAAAAAAAUGAAUAUAAAUCACACCGUUGUAUAGGACAUACCUGUUCAUUUGGCAAGGGAUUUAAAAACAAUACAGUAACAUUUCACUUGGCAAACACAUGUCACGUGCAAGCCUAUAGGUGCCAUUCUUCUAGAAUUGGGAUAGCAGUUAUAUGGACACUCCAGGCGCAUUUCUGCUGUCAUGGUCGCUACGAUGUUCUGUAUAAAGUCUAAGGGCAAUAACGUUGUCCCCAUGCACCGUAUGCUAUAUGUGUGAAGGAAAACAUGCAACAGUGAGCCGAAUGGCGUCCAAGGGAGGAGAGCAGGAAGGCAGCGUGAGAGGGAGGGGGGGUGGCUUGUACUUUAGUAGCAACUGCCUAGUUUGUGCAGUGGCGCAUGCCGUAUCUUGAAAGCGAUCUGCAGAUGCGACGACUUUAGAGUCUGUUGACUCGUGAUUGGCCUGCUGCAGCUAGCCUUGCUUCUCCGUCCUUCUUGCACGACGCUCGGCAACUCGAUUGCGACAAGACCCUGAUACCUCCAUAGUCUGCGCACAACCCAUAGCAAUUGCUAGAGGAGGUCAACCCAGCAUGCUUCACUUGGCCAUAGCAUCCAAUCCGAUUUUGACGGCAGUUUUUUCAGACGAAAAAAAGAAGCAUAUAUAACUCACACCCUUCUAUAAGAUGCACCAACAAAAAUUCAUGAAAAAGAAUUCAACUUAUACACCGGGAAAUGCAGUACGCGAGUUCACUUGACUGAAAUUAUGAUUUUUGGCUCUUGCAGACUGGGAAAUAGACAAACUAAGUGUAGUUGACAUCGGACAAGGUACAAAACAGAAACUAAGAAAGACUGAGCAGUGGCAGAAGUUUUCAAUGGAGAAAAAGUUUGGUGCAGGUUUUCUGGCGUUUCAAGAAAUCUGUACAGGCUGUACUAGAGUAAUUGUAAUUUAACACAGACUGAGAAUGUGCUCUAGUUUCAUAGUUGAUCUAUUGCGACCGCAGUGAGGUGCUCUUCCAUUUUUGUCAUCCACUUUCAGCUGAACUGCGAACACCUUGUAUGAGCCUCUAUUCAACAUGUCUUUUCUUUGCACCAACAUGGGCUUCAUUAGUAGCUGAUGCCAUCAAGACAUUCACGAGCAAAGCAAAUGUGUCGAAUAGAGCAUGCAAAGUCAUAAAGCAAGCUGCCACAAAUCCUAAGCCUUGCUAGGAGCAUUGUUGAAUCUAACUUCGCGCAGUGUUCGGAGUUCUUUGCCUCUCACCUUCCUUGAUUUAUGUGACUAGGAUUAUGAACAAAACUUUAAACUUAGUGGUCAAAAAUUGAAACAGUAAAUCGAUUUGAACGGGUAGAGUAUUUUGAAACCCUAUUUUGCAUUUUUUGACGAGAAGAGCUGACUGCCAAAUUUCACUGCUUGUGUUUGUGCUGCUGCAGCUCCUGCAACGUCAGCCAUGGCACGACAGAUUUAACUUAAGUGGUGCGAUGGCUUAGUGGCUAUGGCUGGAGGCUGAUCAUGUCCGUCAUAAAAGCGACCGCAUAUCAGGCCUGUGUGCGUUACUGUGAGUGUGCAUACGUGCCAAACCGAGAUUGAGUGGUAGCUGGUCGUUAAUCAUUGCGCUCUCUGACUUGUGAAUGAAUGGGUUAAGGAAUUUGUACCUGUAGAUGACUUGCGGGUUUCUAAACGAAGGAACAUAGUGCAGGUAAAGAGAGCAGACAAGUCACCGCAGCAGCUAUGGCGGUAUGCUGCUGAGCGCGAGGUCACAGGUUUGAUUCUCAACUGUGGCAGACGCAUUUCAAAAAAGGGCAGACAGCAAGAAUGCUUGUGUGGUUAGAUCUAGGCACGCACUAAGCAACCCCAUGUGGUAAGAAUUAACCUGGAGUCCCUGACUACAAUGUCUCAGCCCAUGUGUUGCUUUGAGGCAUAAUACCAUGAUUUAAAUUGAAAAACGAGCAGAUGACAGCAUUGGUGCUGCACAAUCUUUGCUCUUUGUCAAGUAACUUAUGAUGAAGACCUGGUCACAUGUAAGAAAUUGCAAACGAUUCAUCUCUGUAGGCUUUGUCUGCCACAUCCUCAUGCCAUGCUGUGUAGAUUGCCUGUUUUCCAUCUCAUACUUGGUAGGCGACAGUGUGAAAGCUGUGAAAGUUGUGCCAUGAUAAAACUAUCACUCUGCAUGUUUUCUUGGAAAGGUUGUAGCUGUGAAAUUACCUCUGUACUAGUCUGUACUCAUUAUUAUGUCUUUUCAAAUUGUGCGGCAACUAAAGCUAUAACACUUUUCUAUUUCUACCAACAGACAAUGUUGGCAAAAUUGAGGAACUGUAUUCAGCAGCAAUGUUUUGUACGUACUUUGUUUCUGUACCUUUGACCUUCAUAGCCAGGAGACAUUGCAUGGCUUCCACACUGUUGCCUGCUGUGUGUGAAAUGGUGUAUAAGGUUCGUGUGGGUGAGAGCUGAAUGACGACCAGUUCAAUUCAAUUUCUUGUUCUUUUUCUGAAAUAUUCUUAAGUUUUCUGGGUUAAUAUCUGUACUCCGCAGCUUGACAGAUGGACUUAAAUUUCUGUCAGCUUGGCUUUGUGGCACAAUAUAUUAUGGACGGAAAUCUAAUGAGUCCUUUAAGACGGUCGCACUUGAUGCUUGACUUUGAAACUUUUUGCUGAAGCAUGCUGUCUGAAGUAUACUCCACGAUUGCACAUUUCUCAGUGCCUCAUAGAAAAAUUGACAGUUUAGACCUCUUUGUUACCUGCUUCUCCUACUGCAGUGUUUAAAAAAUAAUCGAAGGGCUGGUUAUAGACUGCUCUUUGGGGCCAUUCUUUCAAGCAAGGCUCAGCUUGUUAAUUGUAUCAUUCUAGGGCUAGAUGUUUCUAAAAAAAAGCAGGAAACCCAGAAUACAAUUUGCUGUUGAGAUAGUUAUGUUCAUGGACAGCAGAAAAUUAAGAAUAAUGGAGAGGUGUACACAAACAAGGCAAACAGGAUAUCAAUGUGCUUCUUCUUUGUCUCUUGGGAGAUUGUGUUCAUGCAUGUUGCGAGGCCUCUCAGUCUUUUUGUCAUUUACGUAUGACCCAUUUAUGCUCCUGAAGGCGAGGUGAAGAAAAAUUCAGUUGGAAGUAGUGCUCUUGAAUGUCAAUAAAUAAAAUGAAAGCACUUCUUAACUGAUGGUUAUCCCGGUAAUCUGCAAAACAAUAGAACCUUCUUAUACCUACAAGGAGAGUGUUGUGGAAUGUGGAAGUAAGACUAUAAAGAAACUGCUGUGACCGUAAUUUGGUUACAGCUCCUUACUCAGGCUUAAACAUCCAUCCUUGAUCGUACUUGUAACUCGUUCUACAGGUUUUUUUUAUAGUCUAUUACUCUGCAUUCAUGUUUUUUGUCCAGUUUGACGUUAAAAGUAGAUUCGUUUGGGCAUGCCCUGUUUAGUUAGGGUGUUUACCUUACACUUCAAGACAGGAAGCACUGAAGUAGUGUGUCCAUCUGUCUGUUUAAACAGACACAUUUCUAGCAGUGUCUGGUGGUGCAUUGCUGCCAUUUUGCCAUCCUGUACUUGUUUACAUGUGUGGGACUGUCUACUCUUUCUCAUAUUUGAACAUUGGCAUGAGGAAGACAAGGAUAGAUUUGGCUUGACAAAAAAAAAAUACGUCAACUUUAUAAUGUUGUUCUUGAGCAUGACAAUUUCUUGACAUUGUAAAUUUGGUGAUAUCCUAAAUAGCGAAGAAUACUUGAAGUUUACAAGUAUAGGUCUUGCUGUUCCUUCUGUCUUGACUCUACUGUUAAAGCCCACGCUUGUUGCUGUUUGCUGCACGGACAUUGCCUGCGAGCUGUUGAAGGUUAGCGAUUAGGUAGUAUUGCCAUUUUUCACCUUUUGCGGGGGGUCCUUUAUAUGUCUUUUGGCACAACGUUGGGGCUAUCCAAUCUCACUGGUGCGUUGCUGCCAGUAUGACACAGUGUGCCUUGGCAAUGUCAUCGGAUGAUUCUGUUUGUUUCUACAGAACAACCACUUGUGGAUACUCAUUCAGGCGUUGACUUGCGUAUUAUGCCGCUGCCCUUAGUUCUAGAAGUACCUUGUUAAAUUAGCUUGUAGUCCACAGCUUUGUGUGGUCAGAGUGCCGGUGAAUGUGAAUUGCUCGAACUGUGGUGAUGCUAAAUCUUUAUGUCGUAUGUGGGGGUUGUGGUGAGGGAAUUAUUUCUAGUGCAGUUGUAAACUUUUUCUCUUUUGAAAAGGGUGUUUUCACAGGGAUAAAAUUUGAGAGGUGGGGGAUAUUCUGACACUGGAACACCUCCUCUGGCCACUCUACCGUGCAGAAUUGUGCUGCACGCUGAACCAAGUGCAUUUGAUAUGUAAAUGUCGCAUUGGAAUUCAAAGCAAUGUUUAGUCAUGCUCAGACCAUGCCCUUCGUAUUCAUGAAAAUAUUCUUCAUUCAUGCCUGUCUGUUGCUGUGAGGCAAAUCUAAUUGGUUCCACACUGAACAUCAUCCCAUGAAUAAUGGUCCCUGCUCCACCUUAGACCUCGUAGUGUGUAAAAAUCAAAACCACCGAUGCAUAUUUUGUUCUGGUGCAUGGGGGAUGAGAUGUCUGCUCUGUGCAUAUCUCAUUGACAUUUAAGCAGAAACACUUUUUCUAUGUUCAAAAAUGCUGUAAGCACACACUUGUAUAGAAAGGGUUGAUGCAAGUUUGCAAAUAAUUUGCAAUGUUAGAAUGGUGAAUGGUGUUGCCUGUACAAUAGACAGAGAACUUGACGAUGCUUCUGGAUGCGGUGUCAAUGUAGAUUGUUUCCUAUGCUAAAUUCCUGCAUGAAAAAUGCUGUUUUGCCCAUUUGUGCACUGAAGUAAAGGUGAUAACACUGCUUCCUACAUCGUUUAGCAGAGUGCAGUGAUGGGUUUCCAGAGCAUGGAUCGUGUUGAAAACAGGCCUUCCGCUCAAGCCCUGCCCUGCCAACCCCUCGACAAAGAAACAAAGUGCUAAGCGGAGGAUUUUGCUGUUUUCUUUUCUUGUCUAUUGCACCAAAACCCUCCCCCUCCCCCCUGUUCUGUGCCGUGUGUACAUAUUGUAAAUUUUUGGUUGGACAUAUGACUGUUGUUCCCUGUUCUCUUUGUAGCUUCCCUUGUUUUUACAUAUAUAGGCUUCUUGCUUUGUAUUUCUUUUGGCAAUACGAAUUUUUUUUUCUAGGAUGGUGUACAUAGGAAGGCGGGCUUUUAGUCAAAACAAAGAAGCCUUGUACAGUUUCCAGCCUCACGUUAUUGCGAGGAUGUCUUUUUAAAGGCUUUUGUUUUUGUUCCUUGUUCUGUGCUCUCCGGAUUCGCAUUCUGCUGUGUCACUUUCGUUCUGUCAAGUGCUUGGAAUUUCCUUCGUCUUUAUACAAUGCUCCUUCCCUCUGUCCUCCUUGCCACAAGAUUUUUCUUUCUUCGAGUCUUUGUUCUGCUCUUGUGUUGCUGUGGCACAGAAGUAACAAUAAAACUAAAUCUCUUCUAUGAA
Molecule: messenger RNA, 13347 nt
Organism: Dermacentor andersoni
Lineage: Eukaryota; Metazoa; Arthropoda; Arachnida; Ixodida; Ixodidae
Gene: wts
Product: serine/threonine-protein kinase warts
Biological process (GO): peptidyl-threonine phosphorylation; actomyosin structure organization
Cellular component (GO): cytoplasm; cytoskeleton
Molecular function (GO): protein serine/threonine kinase activity; ATP binding
Source: RefSeq, a predicted model, not a curated record